Molecule: messenger RNA, 1567 nt
Organism: Coregonus clupeaformis (lake whitefish)
Lineage: Eukaryota; Metazoa; Chordata; Actinopteri; Salmoniformes; Salmonidae
Product: nectin-4
Exons: 11
Coding region: 104-1300 (398 amino acids)
Biological process (GO): heterophilic cell-cell adhesion; homophilic cell-cell adhesion
Cellular component (GO): adherens junction
Source: RefSeq, a predicted model, not a curated record
AAAAAGGGCAAUUUGAAACAGACGAAACCUCGAAGAAGAAUGGCUUCUGCUAUGCACCAACAUUUUAAAGAUUAACUACGUGCAAAGAAAGAGCGAGCUAGUGAUGGAGCGAGAGAUUGGAGGGGCACAGCCAGGCAAAGCAAUGAGAAGAGCAAAGCAUGUCACGGAAGCUGUUCUACGCUGUGUGAUUCUACUCAUCAUCCAGAGUACAGAAAGUAUACGGGUGAUUGGAGGAAGCAGCACUGUGGUACAGGGAGAGGAUGUGGACUUAUCCUGCAGACUGCUAGAGACAGACGAGGAGGUUGAACAGAUAACAUGGCAGAAAAGUACUCUGGAAGAACCAGAGAACCAUAAUUUCUUGCUUAUUUUUCCCAAUGGGGUUACUGAUUUUAUUGCAUCAAAUGGACUGGCAGGUAGAGUCCAGUUUAUUGGGAACUCAAAAGAAAACCUUGGAUCUAUUCGAAUAACAGCUGCCAGACUGUUGGAUGAAGGCACCUUCACAUGCAUCUUCAGUGUUUUCCCCAGUGGAGCAUACAAUACAGAGAUAACUCUUACUGUGCUAGUUCCUCCAGUGGUGAGUGUUACAGUUGGUGUCCCUCCUGUCGUUGGGGAGAAUGAGGUUUUCUUUGCAACCUGUUUGGCUGCUGGUGCCAAGCCACAGGCAGAAGUGAGGUGGAACACGGAUGCAUUCGGCAGUUUAUUGAGGACAGUGACCAACUCCACCCAGCACGCCAACGGCACCACCACGGUAGUCAGCCACCUGCUCGGGGUGCCAACCAGAGCAGCCAAUCAGCAGCAGGUUCAGUGUGUGGUCAACCAGUCUGCCAUGACAACAGAGAGGACCCUGACCUACACAAUCGACAUCCACUAUCCACCUCAGACAGUGAACAUUACCCUUAGUGAGGCCUCCCAAGCCACAGUGUUCCUAUGUGUAGCAGACAGCAACCCAAAAGCCAACUACACCUGGACCAGAGUGGGCCAGCCAUGGCCUCAGUCUGCAGUGAGAGCAGAGGGAGACACACUGCACUUCAUAAGUCUCAGCUCUGAGCUGAAUGGCCUUUACGCCUGUGAGGCCUCCAACCCUUACGGACAAGCAACUGGCACUCAAUAUGUGCACAUCGCCUCCAAUACCUCUGCUGCCUGUUGGGUUCUACUUGUUGUCAUUAUGUUUCUGACUGUUGCUGCUGCUGGACUCCUAUGGUAUCGGUGCAAAUACGGAAAAUGUAUUUGGAGUUCAGUCAUGGGUGAUCACCAGUUCGAGGCACCAUCACAGGUUGAGGAAGAUGAAGGUGAGCUAUAAACCAGGAGGGCAGAUAAGGAAGAAAGUUCAUAAGGAUAAGAGAGGGAACAGUUGGAUGAUCAAUUCUCAUGUCCUAGGCUUCAAAGCAUCUCCUUGUUUGCAUCACCUACUGGUAUGGCAACUGCUCGGCAUCGACCGCAAAGCGCUACAAAGAGUACAUCAUUGGCCCAAGCUUUCUCCGAUCCAGGACGUCUAUACCAGGCAGUGUCAGAGGAAUGCCCUAAAAAUGUACCCCCUGUACAUAGCCUCAUUAUUGUUAUUUGUGGC